CCAAAAGUCAUGGAUGAACCAACCAAAGAACAAACACACCGUAUGUACUCAUUUAGACUGGCAAAGCGGCGCGACGGAGACUACGGAACCACUGCAGUUGUGGAUUAAAUUCAUCAGCAGAGGAAAUAUUGACAGGUUUGGAGACUAAAGCCAAGCAAAAGUGAACCUCCCCACACUCACCGUCCUGAGUCUCCUGUGGUCUUCCCCCCUUCUAAAAUGACUUCAAGGCAGGGAGACAUCCCAGCACUUGAGUCUGGCACUUCAUCUGGACUCUUUGGUGCCUUGUCGUCUCCUAUUGGAAUGACUCGGCGCAACAUAAGCUAUGAUGAGCACAUGGAUUCCCCCAUGCAUUCCCCACCUCCAGACCUGACUGUCAACAUCUUAUGGACAGAUCCAGUCAUCCCAAAGCACAAGUUCAGGAACACAGCAGAGGAGAGCAAGAGUGGGGAGAAGUUGCUGACCUUUGAGGCACCGUCGGCUGCCAAGUCCCCAGUGCAUAUUGUGAAAGCCAAAGCCAGCACUUUAAUGAGCACACUGAUGAUCAAGCAGACCAAUGAGAAUCUGCAGAAGUUUGAGCACCAGGCAGGCCUGACAGAUACCGGAUAUUCACCCCACAAAGGCCUCUCUGCCGAGGAGACCCGCUUUCACCGACUUUGUGACAACACGCUGCCAAAGUUGAGAAUGCCAAGCGGGGACUUCAAGGAGGAAAGGCUUACAACAUCAGCUCAAUCCACCCCAAGUGUCACCCCUUCUGUAACCCCCAGUGUCACCCCCUGUGUCAGUCCCCACUCAUCACCGUCUCUCAGUCGCAGGAGCUGGUUCCCGCUGAGUCCCACACCUUUUCUUACAACUCCAGAGCUCAACAGUCCCAUCCCUAAUACAGACAUGGGAGGAAAUGAAGGAGGAGGAGGAGGAGGAGCAGGAGGAGAGAGAUGGAACUUCUUUGGAACUCGGUCUGUGGUUCAGAAGUCCCCCACUGACCCAGGUUCCGAUACUGGCACAGGCUUCUCUCUGCAGUCCUACUUCGGCCUGCAGAAGUCCAGUACCAUUGACGGCACCAACCCCCAGGUCAACUUUAAGGGGGACGACUCCACCCACUUCAUGGCUCCCAAACUUGACAUCCCUGGCAUAGAGUCUAAGCGGAUUCCUCCACGGCCGCACAAACUUAAACCCCGGGACAUGAAUGUUUUAACACCUUCAGGUUUCUGAAGCCGACAAGCUGUGUGUAGUCCCACAUCUCUACCCCAUCUCAAAAUGUUUCCUCCUCGGUCUGAUUGCUUAUCUGCUUCUGCAACUCCAUCUCUCCCUUCCUCCUCCCUGCAAACUCCCUGAAGCUGAAAGUAAUGAGGACCACCUCUAGUGUUAGCUCAGCAGCCUCAGAGAAAUCACAGCACUGAUACUCCUCCCAGCUGAUGUACUCAGAUAAACUUCUUCUCUCUUCUGCUAGUCCAACAAUAAUCAAAUUUCUUCUUAGACAGUGGUCCAAUAAAACAUGAUGUGAAAUAACUUCCUUUGUCAUCCCUGAAGAUGGUACCGCAGAUGUACUAAUUGUCUGUCACGUAUUUGGUGCAUUGGUGUGCAUCGCCUUGUUGUCCUUGUUCUGUUGUCAGUGAUGGCACGAGAAAGAAGAUGUUGAAGCAUCUUGUCAGCCCCUCAUAUCAAACCUGACCAGAUAUUUCAAUUCUUAUGCUCAGUUGCCUCGUUUGUAUUAUAAUUUUUCUAUUUUAAAUAAGCUCACAGAUUUGUAGUAGUGUAGUGCUUCUCUGUCAGCAUGCAGAGUGUAGAGUGGUACGACUGAUACUGUGCCUAAACUUGCAGCGUGUUUGCUUUUGGCAUUGUUGCCAUCUAAAUUCUGUUUUUUAUGGGCAAGAGAAUUUUAGUGUGAGAAUGUGUAACUGCUGACCUGAAGUGAAUUUUUUUUUAUUAUUAUUGUUUCAACGUAUUAAGUAUUUUAGGUUGUUUGCUUUAAAUCAGCAUUGUUUACUAUAAAUAGCUGUUGGUAUGUUGCAUUCAUCGCAUUUUUUUUAUUGCAUCUUAAUAUUGUUUUCAACAUGCCAUAAUAACGCAAAGAAUUGCAGUCUUGAAUUUUGAUUUAGCAUUUCCUGGGAUUGAAUAAAGGAAUCCCUGCUGUUUGUUUUAUUUGAAAGAGUUGAUGAAUUCCAGUAAGUAAUUGCACAAGGGAGAUGUCUCCCACUUAUAUCUGUAAAUAAAUCUGAUACUUAGAAGCAAA
Molecule: messenger RNA, 2230 nt
Organism: Notolabrus celidotus (New Zealand spotty)
Lineage: Eukaryota; Metazoa; Chordata; Actinopteri; Labriformes; Labridae
Product: putative monooxygenase p33MONOX
Cellular component (GO): cytoplasm
Source: RefSeq, a predicted model, not a curated record